GGGCUGGGUUCUGAACCAAAACACAAAACUGAGAAGCCGCACCGGAAAUGAGAAAAAAAAAUGCCCAAGAAAUAAAUAAAUAAAUGAAAUAUUACAAAAUUCUUGAAGGAACGAGAAAUUUUCUACUAAAAAAUGGCGACGUGCUCCUUUUCAUCUCCGACGAGCGUUAAGCACCACCGUGCUCCGUCGCCGAUAUACAACUGCUCCACCGAAAACACCAAGUCGAGAGCUCUUUGCUUCACUGCUUCUCAUAAAAUUAAUCUGCACCGUUCAUUCCUCUUCAAACGCAAUCCUUGGUCGGGCCGCUGCUACGCUACCGGGCCACCAUCAGAACCGCCUUCCGAGAAAAAUUUAGCUCCAAUUUCAGGUGUAAGAUCGGCUUUCACGAGAUUUCAGGAUAGCUUUCAGAUAUUCUUUGCUGUGCUAUUUUGGAUGUCUCUCUUUUUCUGGUCUUCUGCAUGGAAUGGAGGAGACGGCAGCAAGCGGAACAAAGGAUCCCGAUUUAGGAAAUAAACUGCGUAAGCUGCCAUGCUGUACAGAUAGAACCAGUGGAUGAAUUUCGACAGAAAAAUGUCAAAAGAGAGGUAUUUAAGUAAUUAUUACGUAUACUCGAGUAGCUCGUCAAAUGCUCAUAACCUAUUUCAGCUGGAUCCACAUUAAAAUGAGCCCAUUUCACUUAACAAAAAAAGCCCUCUGUAUGACUUUACUUGUCCUAUCUGCUUGGUUGCAUAUAACUAUAUAACGUUUGGACAAUGAGCUUCAGGCAGCAGUGCACAUGUUUAGGUGUGUCGAUUGAUGUUAUUUUUACACGCCCAAAGUACACUUCUGUGUCGGGCUUAUUGGUGCAAAAUUUGGUCAUAUGGAUAUGAGCUUUCGGAAAAGCGUGUCGCUUUCUUUUUUGGAGUGUUGUCGUGGCUGAUUGUGGUUCGUUGUCCCAACAAUUUGAGUAAACGGCCUCUCCAUUUUUAAACUUAGAUAUAGUUAGUUAUAAGUUUUUGUUUCUUUGUUAUGGACUAGAUUUAGAGUUGUUAAAAACGAGUUGCAUGUUAGUUAGGCUCCAACAAAUAGUGUUGUUAAAUUAAACGAGUC
Molecule: messenger RNA, 1089 nt
Organism: Striga asiatica
Lineage: Eukaryota; Viridiplantae; Streptophyta; Magnoliopsida; Lamiales; Orobanchaceae
Source: the annotation of a GenBank genome assembly